CCUGACUGCGCUGCACCGGCUGCCACACUGGCACCCACUGCACUACUACUAACAUUGUAGUACUACUACUGGCGCUGGCAUGGCACUGGCACUGCACGCCAACCACUGCACCAACUGAAUUGAACUGACUGACUGACUGGUUCAUUGCAGUGACUGGCAUCACAACGAAAACACAUCAACAGUCCAGCAGAGUACAGCACACGGCGUACAGCUUUCCAUUCACGCCCUUGUCGUCGCUCUUGUCCCAAUCCUCUUGUUUUCCUUUCGCGGACAUUGUUCUCGUUGCCUCCCUAAACUGGACGCGUCUCUGUCAAUUGCUCUCCUUCCCCUACCGACGCCGCCUUCAGACCAGAAACCCAACCACGUCGCCUCCUCUAGCCCGCUUCUAAGGGUGUCGCGUUGCCUUGUAUGGAACCCUGCCGGACAUCCAAAGACCCGUCGCCCAUAUCAACGCGCUAUUGAGGCUGCGCCCUCUAAUCAAGAAGUCGGUCUCAAAACCUCGGCUGAUCCCCAAAAUCUCACUACCUGAGCCUCUUUCCGCUGGUUCGGUAUUCUUCCCACAGUUGGCGUCUCGCGUGGGUCUUGUGUGGGUGGCAGAAAAGAGACAGUUCCAGACCUUCACGACCAGGGACAAUUGACAAACCAACAAGGGGUGGAUUGUGUCCCCGACCGAAGCGCUCUCAGCUGAAGACCCAGGGCGACGAAUGUUUACUCAACUGGACUCGCGCACAUACAUGCAAGAACCGCCUUGAAAGAUCAAACAUGGCGGCACCUGUUGACGAUCCGCAACAGGGGAACCCUGGGGUAACGAGAUACACAAUAGGUGCACCUCGAGACCAGAGUCAACCUGGCCAGCAGACGUCGUCAAACGCGCAAUACUCCCCGUAUGGUCAACCGGUUCAGUCCAAUGGCAGUCCAAACGAUGCACAAUAUGACAGUGAUGCCAGAUAUUCCACAGACAGCAGGACCGGCAGAAAGAGAUCCCCAGGCGGGACCGGUAACAGUGCGAGAAGCAGAUCACGGACGAACGGCAGCGCUGGGAAAUCGCCUAGUAGAUCAGUGCGGACGUGUAAGAAGUGUGGUGAGGCUUUAACCGGUCAAUUCGUACGUGCGCUCGGUGGUACAUUUCACCUGGAUUGCUUCAAGUGCGCCGACUGCGGCCAGAUCGUCGCAUCCAAGUUCUUUCCUGUUGACGCAGAGGACGGGUCCGGCCAAUUCCCUCUCUGCGAGACAGACUACUUCCGACGCCUGGAUCUGUUGUGUUUCAAGUGUGGAGGUGCGCUUCGGGGCUCAUACAUCACUGCGCUCGACCGCAAGUACCACAUUGAACAUUUUACCUGCUCUGUCUGUCCAACCGUCUUUGGUGCGCAGGACAGUUAUUACGAGCACGAUGGACAGGUCUAUUGUCACUACCACUACUCGACGCACUUUGCCCAACGCUGCAACGGCUGUCAGACCGCCAUCCUUAAGCAGUUUGUCGAAAUCUUCCGCAAUGGGCAGAAUCAACACUGGCAUCCUGAGUGCUACAUGAUCCACAAGUUUUGGAACGUCCGCCUUGGACAAAAUGGCCCAGUCGCAGUCAAGAAAGACAUCGACGCACCAGUUACAGAAGAUGAGCGGGAAAUGGUCAAAGAAGAUGAAGACAAAAUGGAAGACAAGGUCUACCGGAUCUGGAGCACUCUCUCCACCUUCGAAGAGUCCUCAGCUUCUUGCAUAUCUGACAUGCUCCUGCAUGUAAGCAACGGAGUUUAUGUGGACGGUGUGAUUGUGGCACGCAAAUUCAUCUGGCAUGUUGACAUUCUCUUUGGUGCAAUUGAUACACUCGCCGCCCUGGUCGUCAAAGCUGGGCUCAAAGAACUGGCCUAUGGUCGCGAAGCGAAACUUCUAUGCAAAAAGGUGGUUGCCUUCUUCACCCUUCUGUCUAGGACACAGGAGACCGGUGUACGCAAAUUAGGAGUUACACAGGAGCUGUUGUCCUUGGUUACUGGUCUGGCACACUACCUGAAGCUCCUCAUUCGGAUCGGCCUCCAGGGAGCUCUCAAGCUUGAACGUGAGCGAGGCUCGCCAGAAGGUCUCCAUGCCUUCCUGGAUGAGCUUGCAGACUUGGAGACGAUCAAAGAGCAAGAGAUGAAAUCGCUAGACCUGACAGAGAGCGUGGCUGGCCUUGCUAGUCAAGAGUCAGAUUGUUGUUCAGCAUGCUUCGAACCGAUCGACGAUGAAUGCGUCAUGAUUUAUGGACGGCGCUGGCAUCUAAAGCCACCUCAUCUGGCAUGCAUUGUCUGUCAGCGAGAUCUUACGACCGACCUCCCUCAAGCUGUCUACAGCGAGAGAGACGAAAAAGUCUACUGUGUAGACCACGCCGGUCGAGCUCAGGACACCGUUUCUGGCUUCUCUCACGUUACCAAACUGCAACAGUAUGUCUUCCUGCUUCGUGUGGCUUUGGCCCGGCUGCUUGAAGUGCUCAAGUCGGGUGGUACUUUGCCGCACACAUCGGACGAUCCAAACCUGACACCAUACGACACCACGGAGGGCCAUCGAGUUUCGCCGAUAGGUGAACAAAUGACACCUCACCAGAAGAUGGGCUCACGGUCGCGAUCUUACGCAGGUGCGUCAAGUCAGCCAGAAUCUUCGCUCGAACAAACCGUCGGAGAGAUGAAACGACUGAGGUCGACUCGGAACGAACGAGCUCUGUCUACGACUUUCCGCAAAGCUCGAGAGUCAAAGGUGCUGUAUGGUCCCGGCGGAGUCCGGCCAGGGUCUGCCGGUGGAGACAGCCAGGAAGCCAGGAAUCGUGGUGGCUUCCAAAUCGUAGAAGAGCGAGAUCUGGACGGGCGGAUGAGACCCGAAUUGACGUUUGGGAACCAGGACGGUCUAACUCUGGACGAUAUCCCGCGGAUUGUCGCUGCUGAGCAGGCAAAAGAGCAGAGACCCAAUGCAUUCCGGCAUGCAGGGACCAACCUCAUUGGCCACCGAGGCAAUGAACCGAGAUUGGUUAAUGGCCAUCAUCGGGCAUCCUCACUCGGCAACGAUCUUCUGGCGGGCGAACCGAAUCCCCUGCGUACCAAGCGGUACUUUUCGGAAUUGUCUGCAUUGGAAUACUUCAUUGUGCGACACGUGGCUGUUCUCUCCAUGCAACCUCUUCUGGAAGGCGAAUACACUCUCGAAGACUUGCUCGGCCUGAUCGAGACGAGAAAACAAACCUUCUGGGGCAAGGUCAGCCGGGCGCUUCGUAAUGAUGGGAAGACGAAGAAGAAAGGCAUUUUCGGAGUGCCACUUGAGACACUGGUCGAGCGCGAAGGGGCCGAGUCAACCAAUGGAGUUGGGCCUGGGGCCCUGAGGGUCCCUGCGAUUGUGGACGAUUGCGUCUCUGCCAUGAAGCAAAUGGACAUGUCAGUCGAAGGCGUGUUCCGAAAGAACGGAAACAUCAAGCGCCUGAAAGAAACGUCCGAGUUGAUCGACUCCAAUCAAACACCCGACCUGAACCGCGAAAAUCCCGUGCAGGUCGCCGCGUUGCUCAAGAAAUUCUUGAGGGAGAUGCCAGAACCUCUACUAACCUUCAAGCUGCAAAAGCUAUUUAUCAUAUCUCAGAAGAUUCCGGAGGAGGAGCGCCGAAGAAGAAUCCUCCACCUGACAUGCUGUUUGAUGCCCAAGAGUCAUCGUGACACCAUGGAAGUAUUGUUCUCUUUCCUUAAGUGGGCAGCCUCGUUCUCGCAAGUGGACGAAGAAUCGGGAAGCAAGAUGGACAUCCACAAUCUUGCCACGGUCAUGGCACCCAACAUCCUGUACGCGAAGGACAAGACGCCCAAUGCGAAGCAACCGGCGGUUCCGCAAGUCGACGACAGUUUCCUAGCCAUCGAAGCAGUCAACACCUUGAUCGAGUACAAUGACUACUUCUGCCAGGUCCCUGAAGACUUGCAGUCCAUCUUGACCGAUACCGGCCUACAUACAGGGUCGGCUGAGCUAACGACCAAAGAAAUCCUGUCUCGAUAUGGCCAUAUUGCAAAGGGCCAGAUUCAGAAACAAACUGUGCAAGCUGCGGAUGCUCCCGUGCAUAGUCCAAGCUCAACAAACUCAAUCGGUCCAGUGGCAACACGCGUCGAUGUUGAUCCUUCUCAAGCCACCGCAUGGCAAAAGCAAAGCUCGGUCCGUCCUGUGCAAAACGUGGCAUCGACCACAUCUGGGCCAGCCAACGAGUUCAACUUUGGUACCCCAAAUAGCCCGUAUGCUCGAAAGAGAGCGGGUAGCAAUGACAGCGCCGGAAGCCACGGUGCAGCACCUACUGGGCGUCAGAGUUAUCAACCCAGGCCUGGCCAGAUGGGAAUUGCAGGUUGACCUGAUGACUGUUUGAACAUACCUCAUCGAAGAAGUCAUCAUGAGCUGGUGCUGUCGAACUGUUGAGUUUAUCACAUUUCGAGCUGGCCUUUCGUUACAGGGGAAGAACUCAAAACAAGGGAUCUCGAUCCUGAACAAACUCACUUGCCGUUGUCGAAAACUUGCUACACCACACUUCCUCGAAGGACAACACUACCAAUGAGUCAGUUUACCCUUUCAGAAGGAGAUCUAUGUCUCGACACCGGCUUGACACUUUUGUCUCUACCAAACCGGCGGUCGAGGAAGCGGUCGUGGAAAGCAGUCUUUGCCAGCUUUACUUGUUUCUUUUUUUCAGCAUGGAUGUGCUAUGGCAAAAUUUCACAUGGCAGUCCUGGGCUUUGGGCGCACUCAUUCUCUUCUCUCUCUUUGCGUGGCCGGAGCGUCGCUCUCUUUUCAUGAGGCAGCCAAUCCGGAUGCUGGCUUUUUCCUUCUUUCGACAAUGGCGGGAUUGACAGGUGCACAGUCUCGCUCGCUUUUCUCUUUUAUUUUUUGCAUCUGAGCUGCAUUGGGCGUGGACCCUUUGGUGUCAAGUUGAAGAUCAGGUCAAAAUGGUUGGGCUGGGUUCAAGCCUGAAAUCAUUUGGUGGGUGUUAUGAUGUUGAGCAUAGGAAGGGCAAAGGGUUGGAACGAUACGUUUCUCCAGGCUCCUGCGCAAGAGGGCAUUGGAUAAGGCUGUUUCGAUUCGAGGACUCAACUUUCAUGGCCUUUUUGCAAUGACAGGAACCGGUUGGGUUUGGGUACCAAAGACAGCCAGGAUUGCUGCUGGAAAAUUGUAUGGUCAAGCCUUGAGCUUAGGUUCUGGUGGAAUGGAAGAUGGUUUUGUGCAUGUAUGCAGUGGGCGAUGUCGAGAGUUAAGGAAACAAAGAGCCAAAGGAAAAUCGAUAUCGAACGCCCUGGGACAUCAAGGUCUAGUAUCCGGCAAUGCAGGACGUCAGGUCAUGAGCUGUACUACUAGCAUCAAACCAAGAGCUGAGGCUGCGGAAAACCGACUGCACUGCACUGGCAUGGGAAGCAGACGACAAGACACUGCAGCUUGUGUGAACUGAAGUGAUGCUCAAGCCAAGCGCUGCGCUCUUGUUGUCCAGACAACUUGAAGGCUUGCCAGGCCAUAAUGUACUAGUACUGUAACUUGAACCCCAAAAUCCGAUCUUGAGCCUACUGUAAAAGUAGUCAACCGAAAGAAAGAGUGUGCUGGGAUUCCCAAGAGAUGGCUCAAGUAGAAUCAGAGAGAACCCAUGGUCUCAGUUUCUCUAGUAGCUCUAUCCAAGAUCUAUCUAUGUAUGGCCACUUGGUGAUGGAUGAUGGUACGUAUAGUACGCC
Messenger RNA from Exophiala dermatitidis NIH/UT8656, 5690 nucleotides. RefSeq names its product paxillin. Gene Ontology annotation, biological process: actin cytoskeleton organization; signal transduction. The transcript is spliced from 2 exons. The record is from RefSeq and is a predicted model, not a curated record. Lineage: Eukaryota; Fungi; Ascomycota; Eurotiomycetes; Chaetothyriales; Herpotrichiellaceae. Gene Ontology annotation, cellular component: cytoplasm. Bases 763 to 4332 code for a protein of 1189 amino acids.